Molecule: messenger RNA, 342 nt
Organism: Caenorhabditis remanei
Lineage: Eukaryota; Metazoa; Nematoda; Chromadorea; Rhabditida; Rhabditidae
Exons: 1
Coding region: 1-342 (113 amino acids)
Source: RefSeq, a predicted model, not a curated record
AUGUCGCUUUAUGAAGAGUCUGAUGGUAUUCUGGAGACCCAUGUGACGUGGCAAGAUGUGGAAUCGGAUCUCCAGAAGAAACUUGGAACGAAAGCCACGUUUGGAGAGAAUAAGACGGCGGUUAAUAUAAUUGAUAUGAAGGUGAGUCCCAUAGUUGAGAAAACUAUAAUUACAGGUCUAGAAUUUCGCUCCAAAACUUCUAACAUACCUGAAAACAUUGUUGUACAUAAUUGGCAGGAAUACAGCACAAAACCGAUUGACUGUCGAGAGCACAUGGAUGUGAAUAUUCACGUCAUAGCAGAUAAGCAACACGUAUCCCACAUGAUGAGAAUUGUCUCUUAA